AUGGACAUUGUACUUGACAUUGACCUUGAAUUACCAUUAACGCCAAAUUCGCGGGGAUUUGAACUUUGGAAAGAUUCUGAUAAACUUCCAUUGUUCAUUGACUUCUAUUUAUUCAACUGGACUAAUCCAGAUGAGCUGAGAGAAAAAGGAAAGAAGCCAAACUUUGUACAAAUGGGGCCAUAUAGUUUUAGAGAAAGGAGAGUGAAGGUAAACGUAGUAUUCCAUCCAGAAAAUAGUACUGUAAGUUAUGACCAAAUGAAAUAUUGGUAUUUUGAUGCAGAGCGUAGUAAUGGAACACUAAAGGAUAGAGUUAUUGCUUUGAACACCGUUGCAGUUUCAGCCGCUCAUACAAUAAGAUACUGGAACCCGAUGAUGCAAGGAACGCUGUCAUACUUACUAGCAUCGUCAAAAAUCUACAUCAAUAAGACUGCAGGCGAGUUAUUAUUCGAGGGAUACUCAGAUCAAAUAAUAUCAAUGGGUUCAUUGAUGGCGAGCGACGAUUUCGAAGUUCCACCUUUCGACAAAUUUGGCUGGUUUUACAUGAGAAACGGAUCGACGUACUUCGACGGGCAUUUCAAUGUAGCGACUGGAGAGGAUGAUUUGACUAAUUUGGGGGUGGUCAAAUUAUGGAAUUAUAAAGAUACUAUUAAGAAUUUUCAUACACCUUGUAAUGCUGUCGAAGGUGUCGCAGGAGAAUUUUGGCCACCAAAACGCGGCACUGAAGAUAUCAGUAUUUGGACUGGAGAAAUGUGCAGGCCACUAACAUACGAAUACUCCGAAGACGUAAUACACAAAGGAAUAAAAGGCUACAAAUUUUCAUUGGGAGAAAAAACUCUAGGAAACGACACCAAACGGCAGUAUCCCCACGAACAAGCUAAAUAUUUUGAAAAAACAACAACGACUGAAGACUUCUUCAGCGCAGAUCUAACAACGCCUCGCAAUGAAAAUAUAAACGAAGAUAAUCCGGAUGUAGUAAAUAUUGGCCGGUGUUACUGCAAUGGAGAGUGUACACCAAUGGGAUUAAUGAACAUAACAGCCUGUCGUUUUGGAGCCCCUGCAUUCGUAAGUCUUCCACAUUUCCACAAAGCGGACCCGGUUCUGAGGAACCAAAUCACCGGAAUGAACCCCCAGGAUGAUAUUCACAAUUUUUACGUCACUUUGGAACCCAACACGGGAAUUCCUCUGGAUGUUGGUGCUAGGUUGCAAAUAAAUAUCCUUCUCCAACCUUCUUUGACGAUAAGCUUCUUCAAAAACAUGCCAAAAAUUUUCUUCCCUAUGUUCUGGUUCAAUGUCCGGGGCGGAGUUACUGAUGAAAUGGCUGGAGGGUUGAGACAAUUGCUAAUGCUACCGACCUCUGGGCUCUAUGGCAGUAUUAUUUUGGCUAUCAUUGGAGCUACGUUCAUUGUGAUUGUUAUUAUUAUACAGUUUAUACGGAACAGCCCGCCACUGCCGGGAAAAUCAAGAAGAGUGCAAGCAACCAACGGCACUAAAACAGAGCUUGUUUACAUGGACACAACGACGCCUCUUGACGAUCACGAGCGAAGUGAUCGGCCAUUGGAACCCAAAAAUUGA
This is a messenger RNA of Cotesia congregata, 1572 nucleotides long. The record is from the annotation of a GenBank genome assembly. Lineage: Eukaryota; Metazoa; Arthropoda; Insecta; Hymenoptera; Braconidae.